Molecule: messenger RNA, 3138 nt
Organism: Drosophila albomicans
Lineage: Eukaryota; Metazoa; Arthropoda; Insecta; Diptera; Drosophilidae
Product: transcription termination factor 2-like
Exons: 5
Coding region: 135-2975 (946 amino acids)
Molecular function (GO): ATP binding; ATP-dependent chromatin remodeler activity
Source: RefSeq, a predicted model, not a curated record
UUCUGUAACGAAGGUGGCAACGCUAGCAAGCAAGCAGACAUUUUUAAAAUAAAUGAACAGCUGCGGGGUUGUCUUCUUUUUUUAAAUUUAAAUACAUUUUUGUAGAAAUAAUUAUUUUUGUGUGUCAAUAACAAAUGUCUACUGAUAGUGAAGACUAUACCACAGAAGAUGAAGGAAACGCAGUUGCCAAGGCAAGAGGCCGCUUUGACAGUGAAGAAGAGGAUGAACUUGAUAAAAGUGGACUCUCUCCACGUACACGGCUGAGUAUAACGGGAGUGCGACCUCAGGACAUGGGCGACGAUUCCAGUGAAAUUGAAUACAGUGACAGCGAUGAAUCCCAAAGCGAAGCCGGCGAAGCUGCCUUGGAGCGUUAUCGGUUGGCCACCGAUGAUGGAGCUGGCUUGCCGCGUUACACGACACAAUUUGCGAGUAGCAUCGAGGAGUCUCUGCACUCGACAUUGUACCUAGACGAGCAGCUGCCCAGAUCGCCACGAAAUGACUCAUCGGGCAGUGAUGUGCUCAUAUUAAGCAACAAAGAAGAGAAACCAAUUGAAAUAUCCAGCGGCACCGACAACGAUGAGAGUUACCUCGUGGCUUCUCCUCGUGGUUCCAAAACGCGCGACAAUCCACCACGCAACAACUUACGAGCUCCACAAAUUAAAUUUACCAAACUAGUGCAGCCGACCAUUAAAGCUGCCAUGCAGAAGGCGCCAUCCAACAAUGUACACGUAACUCCAGAAUUCUAUGAGAAGGAAUCUCGGAAGCUGGUUGAGCUGCGCUCUCAGUUAAACGAGGCUCACAAGUUGUAUGAUCAGGUAUCCCACAAGCUACCCGAUAAGGGAAUUCAGAUUAGAAAUCGCAUUGAAGGAUUGAACCGUGACAUUGCCAUCAAAUCGCAGUAUGUUAAGGAAUUAAAUGUCAAAAAGGUGCCGCAAGUAAAAAUAAGUCCAGCACCCAAGAGAUCUCCGGAGGAUACACCUGAUUGGAAUCAGCUGUCGGAUGGAGUUAAUCGUAUCCAGCCUGUGCACACGGGCAGCCAGGGAUUGGCCACCUUUAAUGCGCAGAAGGCACUUACGCUUGAUUCGCUCAAGCAACUUCAUGGAUCCUUAAAGGAUUGUCCUCGCGAGAAUGUGUUGGCCGAUGACCCGCCUGGCCUGAAGGUGAAGCUAAUGAAUCAUCAGAAACACGCACUCGCCUGGAUGUCUUGGCGUGAACAACAACGUCCACGAGGCGGCAUUCUAGCCGAUGAUAUGGGUCUUGGCAAAACAUUGACUAUGAUAUCCCUUGUGAUCGCAUGCAAGACUCGUUGUAGCGGCGCCAAAGCUGGUGUCAGCAGCGAUGAAGAUGAUGACAUGGAUGUAGGUCGGAAAAACAAGGGCAGCUCGAAAUCAAAGAGCCGCAAGGAAAGGACAGAUCAUCCUGGCGGCACACUGGUCGUUUGCCCGGCCAGUCUAUUGCGUCAGUGGGAAGGUGAGGUUGGCUCCAAAAUGUCAAGUCCGCGGCUAAAUGUAUACGUUCAUCAUGGUAUUAAUCGUGAGUCGAGUGCCAAACAAUUGGCUACCUACGACAUGGUCGUUACCACCUACAAUCUUGUAGCCAGAGAUGACAAGGAUAAGGGCGCACUCUUCGCUGUUAAGUGGCGACGCAUUAUACUGGAUGAGGCGCAUGUCGUGCGCAAUUAUAAGGCGCAAUCUUCGCUUGCAGUCAGUGCAUUGCGAGCCAAGUUUCGUUGGGCGCUAACUGGUACUCCCAUCCAAAAUAAAGGGCUUGAUGUUUAUGCGCUUUUAAAGUUUCUGCGCUGUUCGCCAUUCAAUGAUCUUGCGACUUGGAAGACAUGGAUCGAGAGCAAGAACAGCGGUGGUGAGGAACGAUUGAAUCUGCUAAUGAAAUCAUUGAUGCUGCGUCGCACCAAGGCUCAACUACAAUUGGAUGGCAAAUUGAAUAAUUUGCCAAAAAAGGAGGUUCGAUUGAUUGAGAUGAGUCUGGAUACCGAUGAAAUGAAUGUCUAUCAAAGAGUUAUGACAUAUUCGCGGUCCUUGUUUGCACAGUUUCUUUUUCAGCGUGCUGAGAAGGAUUCCGAUGCGAACUUUAUUGCAGAUUCACGCAAGCCGACAUAUAAACAGAUUAAGGAUCCGAAUGGUGCUUAUUACAAGAUGCAUGAGAAAUUUGCUAGCAUGGCUGGGCAGAGUAAAGAAGUCAAAUCCCAUGAGAUAUUAGUUCUUCUGUUGCGCCUCCGGCAAAUUUGUUGUCAUCCUGGACUGAUAGAUUCUAUGCUUGAGGAUGGCACAGAUUACGGAAGCAGCGAUGGCUUUGCUUCCGCAGAAAUAGAUCUAUUGGCCCAGCUCAAUAAGUUAAGCAUCAACGGUAAUUCAGGACGAGGUGGGGCUGAGGCCCGAAUUGCAAAAGCUUCCCAAAAUGUAUUGAAGCGCAGUAAUCCAGUUUUUAACUUGAAACGGCCGUCUUCGAAAAUGCUUAAGGUUAUGGAAAUACUAAAGAAGUCGGUGCUGAAGUCAAAGGAUAAGGCUAUCGUUGUCUCCCAAUGGACAUCCGUUCUCGAUAUCAUGAGGGAUAUAUUGCAAAAGGAGAAGAUAAUCACGUUGUCACUGAACGGUUCUAUUCCAGUCAAGGAUCGUCAGAAUAUAGUUGACGAAUUCAACGAUCGACGCAGUUCCAAGCAGAUUUUAUUGUUGUCCCUCACUGCUGGCGGUGUGGGACUCAAUUUAAUUGGUGCCAAUCACUUAAUACUAUUAGAUCUGCAUUGGAACCCCCAGCUCGAGGCUCAGGCCCAGGAUCGUAUUUAUCGAGUUGGACAGCAAAAGGAUGUGAUUAUAUAUAAGAUUGUGUGUGUAGAUACUGUUGAGCAGCGUAUAAAGGCUUUGCAGGAUCGCAAAUUGGAACUUGCCGAUAACGUGUUAACGGGCAAGGUUAGCUCCAAACUUACCAUAGAUGAUUUGAAAGGACUGUUUGGCUUAUAGACCCCUUUAUUACUCAGUAGCUCAUUGUUUGUAUUGUAUAAUUUUAGUUUUUGAAUUUGCACUGUUUUUGCACAACUAACAUGUAAUUUCGAAUCUCAUUCCGUUUUAAUUUAAAGAAAUUUUAUUGUUAUUGUUAGUUAAUAAAUUAAAUAUUUCUCGUGUA